This is a messenger RNA of Toxotes jaculatrix (banded archerfish), 1618 nucleotides long. It is a transcript of the gene them4, whose product is annotated as thioesterase superfamily member 4. The record is from RefSeq and is a predicted model, not a curated record. NCBI's taxonomy places the organism in Eukaryota, Metazoa, Chordata, Actinopteri, Toxotidae. Bases 276 to 1178 code for a protein of 300 amino acids. The transcript is spliced from 5 exons.
AGGCGGUAAUCUGAUGACACAUGAAAGUCACCGGUAAAACUACAACAGUGUGUUACAGCGAAACGUUAAACACGACCGUAUGCGAAACAUGUUUACGGUGUAUUAUAAAACAGAUCAGUGUUUACGGCAGCGAUAGUAGUUUGUGACGGUUCAAACUAACGUUAGCUAGCAAGCCACGUCCCAUAGCCGUUUGCUGCACAUCAGUUGUCAGUUCUGACAGAGUCGGUGUUUGUCCGCGUUUUUACACAAUCCUCAUCAUCUGAAACACAAGAUAGAUGACAAUGAGCCUCGGUAGGUUAUUCAAAGGCUUUCAGAGCCUGACUUCUCUCCCAGCCGUGAGGACUCAACUCAGUCACCGGUCUUCCUGCGUUUCAUUCAGGACCAAUGUGGCAUUGCCAUCACCCUUUUCCUCCAAGCCCCGGGACUUCAGCCUGCCUAACUCCUCAUGGGGCCCAGAAAUGAUGCAGUUGUAUGAGCAUUACAACAGUCAGUGUGCAGUGGAGACAGAAGACGGAGAGAAACAGGGAGGAACCUGGACGAGACUGCCAAGCUACAAUCGCUCCCUCAAGUAUGCUACAGGUACAGGCGGAGUGUAUCUUAGCAAGAUUAUCCAGUCAAAAGCUCGUCUAUUUACCCGCAACAUCAGAGACACGGGGGCAGCAUUUGAGUAUGUUCUGUUUGUUAACAAAGAGGAGGACAGGUGUGUGUGCAUUUUCCAGGCUGGACACCUUCUGGAGGGGCCACCAGGACAUGUCCACGGGGGGGCAAUAGCCACUAUGAUUGAUACAGUGACUGGGACUCAUGCUUCUCUACUCUCUGCACCAGUUAUGACUGCCAACCUCAACAUCAACUACCGCAACCCCAUCCCACUGGGAAGUACAGUGUUGAUUGAAUCCUGUCUGGAUGCGAAGGAAGGCAGGAAAACAUUUAUUUCGUGUAAAGUGAGCAGCACAGACGGCUCCAAACUGCACACAGAAGCAACAGGUAACGUACAUUUUUAUGCACACAACUUGUCCGAUGGGACGUGUGUGAAAGCACGUAGUUAUAUCUGCUCUUUGACCUUCUGUAUUGUCACCAUCCUGUUUUGUUCUUUUUUUGUUGUUGUUGUUGUUUUUCAUUCUUCUUGUGCAGCACUGUUCCUGUCAAUCAAUGUCAGCCACCUACUGCGGAGAGGGUGACACAAAUGCACCAGCCUAGCACCCACCCAAACACUGUCAGCAAGCUGAGGCGUGUGUGAGUGUGAGUGUGAGUGUAUCAUUGGUCUGCAGUAUUUUUGCAGGAGUGUUUAUUUACCAGGUGAUUUUAGAGAUAACUUCUCUAAACUUGACUUUUUAUUAUAUCUUAAUAUUUAUGCAUCUCUGCUCGUCAGUAUGUUAUUAAUAACAAACAGUUUCACGAAGUACCUUUAUUUGACUACCUCUGGUUAGUGUUACUAACACAUCCACAGAACAUAUCUAAAGAUCUGUUAUUCAGCUAAGUGUUAAGGGUUAUUUAUUGUAACUUUUACAGUGUCAGUGGUUUUAUGGAACACUGGGUAUUUUGAGAGUGAGGCUAUAUUUCAAAAUGUACUGUACUUAAAUUUUUGUUUCCUUUAAUAAAGCCUUACCUAAGGGUAUUG